AGCAGAAGAUCUCUCCAGCCACACCUUUCUUCUGCUAUUCUCUACAGCAGUCUCUCCCACUCAUUAUCCAGUUUCAAACUAAUCAAAAUUCUGCCCCACAAUGUCAACUAGAGAUGGUCGAAUGAACAACUCUGAUCUUUUUAUUGAAGGGGCUUCAUUCCCAUACGGAGAUGCAUACCUGGAUCUCCAAAUUAAAGCUCCAAGUGAUUAGUGCAAGGACUAUUUUAGCCAUGAAUGUUUCAAUUAAUCCUAACUUGCUCAUCAAACCCACUUCUACCCCUUCCAGACGUUCAUAUCAUUUUUUAGGCACAGGACCUUCAUUGUGUAACGCUCGAUAAUACCUUAAUUCAUUCAUCAGGGUCGUAAAUAGUCCAAAUAAACAGUCAAGAGGCGAAGCGCCUAUCCCUGUGCUUGGACGCACCUCAAAGGAAGGAGCCUAUGAUAACUCAGUUCAUGCAUCUACUGUUUGAGUUGGGUAAAUCUUUAUUAGUUGGAUAGAACCUUCUACUUAAUUAAUGCCUUCAUUCAAUAUGGAAGUGCCAAAUUGGAAACACUGACUUUUCAAAGAAGAAAAGCAGCAUAUGCUUGUUCGAAAAGCCAGUUCCUUAUUUUUUCCAUUUAUAAAAGGGAGGAUAAAGUUCAAAAGAUCAAAACAACAACCUAAAAAUUCCACCAAAAUUGUGAGAUGGCAGAAGUGAAAUUGCUUGGUCUUUGGUAUAGCCCUUAUAGUAACAGAGUUGAAUGGGCUCUCAAGCUGAAGGGAGUUGAAUAUGAGUUUAUAGAACAAGAUCUACAGAACAAGAGUCCUCUGCUUCUUGAAUCCAACCCUAUUCACAAGAAAAUUCCAGUGCUAAUUCACAAUGGAAAGCCCAUUUGUGAGUCUACGGUCAUUGUUGAAUACAUUGAUGAAACGUUCGAAGGCCCUCCAAUCUUGCCCAAAGACCCUUAUGACCGAGCUAUAGCUCGUUUCUGGGCUAAGUUUUUUGCUGAAAAGGGGCCAGCAGUUGGGAGAAGUUUCUUUCUUAAAGGAGAGGCACAAGAGAAAGCUAAAGAGGAAGUUUAUGAGAUGUUGAAAGUUGUUGAUAAUGAGCUCAAGGACAAGAAGUUCUUUGUGGGUGACAAAUUUGGAUUUGCUGAUAUUGCUGCAAAUGCUGCUGCUCUUUGGCUGGGAGUUCUUGAAGAAGCAUCUGGAGUUGUUUUAGUGACAAGUGAAAUGCUUCCAAAUUUUUGUGCAUGGAGAGAUCAAUACAUUAAUUGCAGCGAAAACAAGAAAUAUUUGCCUUUGAGAGAUGAGUUGCUUGCCAAAUUGAAAGCACGCGUUCAACCUGCAGGUGCUCCCAAGUAGACACGUUUUACUUACGUGUAAUUUCAAGUUUUUGUGUGGCAAUAAAACUACCUACUGAAGAAAAAUAGCUCAUCCUACAAGUUUUUGUAUGGCAAUAAUGCAUGUGACUUGUAAUUUCUUCUAGCAUUUAAGUGAUAAGAUCAGUCAUCUUUUUGUCUUCA
Molecule: messenger RNA, 1506 nt
Organism: Capsicum annuum
Lineage: Eukaryota; Viridiplantae; Streptophyta; Magnoliopsida; Solanales; Solanaceae
Product: probable glutathione S-transferase
Exons: 2
Coding region: 686-1345 (219 amino acids)
Biological process (GO): glutathione metabolic process
Cellular component (GO): cytoplasm
Molecular function (GO): glutathione transferase activity
Source: RefSeq, a predicted model, not a curated record